AUAACACUGAUGUGUAUGUGGGUCCAAAUGCAUGUCAUAGACCAGUCUGUGUAAAAGAAUGGAAUGUUAUUAUCAUAGCAGAUCUAACAACUGAUGCAGACAUUAGUGAAUACCCCAUUGAAUCAUUUAUAAUGCAAUUGGGUAUUGCACCAACUAAAGUCCAACUUGGUAUUGUGGCAAUAACCGAUGUUGUUCAAAAUGUAAUAACAAUCUCAAGAGAGUUCAAAAUCCUUGAGAUUAUUGAGGCUUUUAGAAAUGUCUCUCAAAGUUUUAGAGGUAAUGGAAACAAAAGAAAGAGAAAUAUAAAAAGAGCCUUUAAGUUAGCAAAGGAUCAAAUAGAUAACAAUGUGAGAAAAAGAGAAGGUGUUCAGACAUCUUUUAUAUUUAUGUCUGCUACUUGCAUUGAUGAGGAAGCUCAGGAUGCAUUAGAUUUUUUGCCAAAUACAAUUACAAUUACAAAAGUUCACACAAGACGUAUCUGGGUUGGAACUAAAUAUCAACCAUAUACUUACAAUAAAAAGGUGGAGUGUUAUCAUAAUGAGCUAAAAGACAGGCUCAAACCCGAUGCCUGGAGCCAAUCUGUUUGGCUCAGUGAGCUGAUUUGUGGUGAUGCUUUAAGAGAUUUAAAAAACUAGAUAUACUCAUAUAUCACCAUAAUAAAAGAGCAAAGAGAAUCGAUUAACUCAUUAAAACGUGUAAUAGACUCCUAAAAUAAUAGCAGUAAAUAUAACUAAACUCUCUAUAUAUAUAAGCACUUGUGCCAAAGGGAAAGGACUAAAAGUUGUAAUGGAACUUAGCAAGAAAAAGCAAACUUUAAGUACAUACCAGUCAAGAAAAACAAACCCCAUAUAGCCCAAAACCAUAAUCUAACGUGAAAAGAAACAAUGUCUAAUACCCUCUUUCCCCCCACCAUUCAAGAACCAAUAUCACAAUCCAAGACCAGAAGACCAAGGGACAUUCCAUUCAUACUGAAGUCAUUACAAUACAUGUUGAAGAAAAAAUUAGAAAUUGAUAGGCAAUACUCAUAACCUCAAAUAUAGUUGUAGAUACAACAAGUACUCAUACAAGAUAGAGCAUUCAGUCUCAAAUGAUGUGUGAUAGAUAAAAUCCAGUCUCCAAGUCCAUAAGCGUUUCAAAGGGUCAACAUCCAUUCACAAAAGCUGUCGCCAUAAUCCAUAAAACACAAUAAUUCACAAUGGUCAUCAGGAGAAAACUAUGGUUGGUUUCGAUCCCUAUUUCUCAACCAUUAAUGCCAUAGCGGGGAUCCACCUCAAAAGGUGCCAAGUGAAAAUAUUGUGAGUUCAGCGCCAAUGUCUUAAACAAUUCCUACAUCAUUCAGCAUCUCAAGUGGUAAAACUUGAAACUUUGAAAUAAAUGAUUUGUAUUUUUCAGCAAAGCCCAGAAAGUAUUUCUUAAGCUUUAUACAAGUAUAACCUUGACCUAACAGUUUG
Molecule: messenger RNA, 1451 nt
Organism: Owenia fusiformis
Lineage: Eukaryota; Metazoa; Annelida; Polychaeta; Sabellida; Oweniidae
Source: the annotation of a GenBank genome assembly